GAUCGGGAACGCCGGGAAUUCGCACGCACAGCCCCGAGGAGGAGCCCAGCUGGGGAAACCCUCCCCGCCCUCAGUGUCCUACAUCUUCCACAGGGGGAACAGCAGCGCCGCUGGAUUUACGCGGAUUUAUUUCAAUUUUUUAUUUAUUUAAUUUUUUUUCCUCUCCCCUUUUCUCUUCCCACGCAGUAAAUCCCAGCCCUGGCUGCUCCCGGCGCCGCUUGCAGCCCGGCGGGGAGUGGGAGGAAGGGGAUGCUCGGAGGGUUUGGGAGAAUCCGGAGCAUUUCCAGCCAUGAGCUGCUCGGUCUCUGCGCGAGCUGCUGAGGCGGCUCCGGAGCCGCGGGAUUGAUGGAGAGGCGCUGAAAGGUGGCGGUGACACAGGGGACAGGCGACAGUGGCGCUCUGGGGGUGGCACAGGGGACAGCACCAACCCCACCAUGGAGCUGCCCAGCACCAAGGACUUCCAGUGGAAGUCCCUGGCGCCGCUGCCCAGCCGCAGGGUUUACUCCACGCUGGUGGAGGCGGGCGGGCAGGUGUUCGCCGUGGGCGGCUGCGACGACAACGGCGUCGCCGUGGACUCCUUCGAGGUCUACUCGCCCGAGGCCGACCAGUGGGCAGCGCUGCCCGCCAUGCCCACGGCCAGGGCCGGCGUGGCCGUCACCGUGCUGGGCAAGAGGAUCAUGGUGAUCGGCGGCGUGGGCGCCAACCAGCUGCCGCUGAAGGUGGUGGAGAUGUACAACACGGACGAGGGGCGCUGGAGGAAGCGCAGCUCGCUCCGCGAGGCGGCCAUGGGCAUCUCGGUGGCGGCCAAAGACUACAGGGUGUACGCAGCGGGCGGGAUGGGCUCGGACCUGCGGCCCCACAACUUCCUGCAGCACUAUGAUGUGCUCAAGGACAUCUGGGUGUCCCUGGCUGCCAUGCCCACCCCCCGCUACGCGGCCACGUCCAUCCUGAGGGGCUCCAAGAUCUACGUGCUGGGGGGAAGGCAAUCCAAGUACGCCGUCAACGCCUUCGAGGUUUUCGACACAGACACGCGCUCCUGGACCAGGUUCCCCAACAUUCCCACCAAGAGAGCCUUCUCCAGCUUCGUGCCCACCGAGGAGAAGCUCUUCAGCCUCGGGGGGCUGCGCCAGGGCCGGCUCUACCGCCAGCCCAAGUUCAUGAGGACUGUGGACGUCUUUGACCUGGAGCAAGGUGGCUGGAUGAAGAUGGAGCGCUCCUGCUACCUGAAGAAAAGGCGAGCAGACUUCGUGGCCGGCUACCUGCGAGGCAGAGUUGUGGUGGCUGGGGGCCUGGGGAAUCAGCCGAGCGUGCUGGAGUCGGCAGAGGCUUUCCACCCCGAGAAGAACAAGUGGGAGAGCCUCCCCCCCAUGCCCACCCCGCGCUGCGCCUGCUCCAGCAUCGUGCUGAGGGACUGCCUGCUGGCCGUGGGGGGCGUCAGCCAGGGGCUCAGCACGGCCGUGGAGGCCCUGUGCCUGUCUGACUCCUGAUCUGAGCACAUCUGGAGGAGAAACACACCUGGAGCAGGGCCCUGUGCCUGUCUGACUCCUGAUUGGAACACACCUGAAUGGGGAUCCCACCUGGAAUGGGGCCCUGUGCCUGUCUGACUCCUGAUCUGAGCACAUCUUAGGGGGGAAUCUCACCUUGGACAGGUCCCUGUGCCUCUCUGACUCCUGAUUGGAAUCUACCUGAAUGGGGAUCCCACCUGGAACAGGGCCCUGUGCCUCUCUGACUCCUGAUCUGAGCACACCUGGAGGAGAAACACACCUGGAACAGGGCCCUGUGCCUGUCUGACUCCUGAUCUGAGCACAUCUUUGGGGGCAUCUCACCUUGGACAGGGCCCUGUGCCUGUCUGACUCCUGAUUGGAACACACCUGAGGGGGGAUCUCACCUUGGACAGGUCCCUGUGCCUCUCUGACUCCUGAUUGGAACACACCUGAAUGGGGAUCCCACCUGGAACGGGUCCCUGUGCCUCUCUGACUCCUGAUCUGAUCCCACCUGGAACAGGUCCCUGUGCCUGUCUGAUUCGUGAUUGGAACACACCUGAAUGAGAAUCCCACCUGGACAGGUCCCUGUGCCUGUCUGACUCCCGAUUGGAAUCUAUCCCUGUUUUUGGCACUCCGGGUGCCAGAGAUGUGCCCCGAGCCCAGUUCGGGUGGGUUGGGCGCUCCUGGCUGUGCCUGCAGGGCGGGUUUGAGGAUUUCAGCGGGUUUGGGGCGGUUUGGUUUGGGCUCCUCCCGGAGCUGCGAACAGCAGAUGGCAUCCUUGAGGAUCUCAGCCGUUCGGGAUGAUUUCGUUUGGGCCGGGUGAGCCCCAGGUCUCUCCCCAGAGCUGUGAACAGCAGAUGGCAUCCCUGGGCCGAGCUGUGGCUGCAGCAGCACCUCCCGCUGUCCCGGGCUGCCCUGCCCGGCUGGUGCUGGACCAGGGCGGCUCUAAAAUCCCAUUCCAGGUGCUGCAAGACCCAACAAAUAACUUGGAUGCUGCGGGUCUCCUCCAGUAUUUUAUUCCUGUGGAAAGACACCCCCGAGGAGCCCAAACACCUUCCAGGAGCUGGGACAGGGCUGGAUUUGGGUGCAGGAGCUGGCACAGGGCUGGAUUUGGGUGCGGGAGCUGGGACAGGGCUGGGUUUGGGUCCAGAAGUUGGGACAGGGCUGGAUUUGGGUCCAGGAGUUGGGAUAGGGCUGGGUUUGGGUCCAGGAGCUGGGACAGGGCUGGGUUUGGGUCCAGGAGCUGGGACAGGGCUGGGUUUGGGUCCAGGAGCUGGGACAGGGCUGGGUUUGGGUCCAGGAGUUGGGAUAGGGCUGGGUUUGGGUCCAGGAGCUGGGACAGGGCUGGGUUUGGGUCCAGGAGCUGGGACAGGGCUGGAUUUGGGUCCAGGAGAUGGGACAGGGCUGGGUUUGGGUCCAGGAGAUGGGACAGGGCUGGAUUUGGGUCCAAGAGUUGGGACAGGGCUGGAUUUGGGUCCAGGAGAUGGGACAGGGCUGGGUUUGGGUCCAGGAGCUGGGACAGGGCUGAGUUUGCGUCCAGGAGUUGGGACAGGGCUGGGUUUGGGUCCAGGAGCUGGGACAGGGCUGAGUUUGGGUCCAGGAGUUGGGACAGGGCUGGGUUUGGGUGCGGGAGCUGGGACAGGGCUGGGUUUGGGUCCAGGAGCUGGGACAGGGCUGAGUUUGGGUCCAGGAGUUGGGACAGGGCUGGGUUUGGGUCCAGGAGCUGGGACAGGGCUGAGUUUGCGUCCAGGAGCUGGGACAGGGCUAGAUUUGGGUGCAGGAGAUGGGACAGGGCUGGGUUUGGGUCCGGGAGCUGGGACAGGGCUGCAUUUAGGUUUGAAGAGUCCCUGAUGCUGGUACCCAGGAAUUCUCUCGGGGCUGGGUCCUGCUGCAGCUCUGCUGUGAAUCCCUUGGGAUGAGAGGGUCCCAGAGCUCCUUUCCCUGGAUAAAUGUUUGGUUUGGCACCAGCCUGGCCCUGUGGGGCUGCAGGAAACCCUGGGCUGGCCCCUCUGUCCCCAGGACCCUCCAUGCGCCCUCAUUUAUCCCAACCCAGCCGAGCAUUUGGAGUUUUCCAGCGACAAAAAAAUCCCGGCCGUGUCCUCGGCUGAACUCCCCACACUCGGAGUUCUGAGAGGAUUUUCAGCCCCGGUGGCUGCUCCAGCACAGAGGCUGAGGGCUGAGCUGGCCCCGCUGCCAAAAAUCCUCAUUUAUCGUCCCCGAGCAGACUCUGUCAGCACAAACAGGAAACUUCCUCAAGGAGCCGCUUCCAAAGGAUGGGGUGGAGCAGAAACGAUUCCUGCACCUUGCCAUGGGCCCAGGACACGCUGCUGGGCUGGCCCUGGCUGGUGGGGACAGUAUUUUUGGGGUUCGUGCUGCUUUUUGGGGUCAGUGCUUCUUUUUGGGGUCAGUUUGUGGUGGGAGUUCCCAAAAGGAGCCCCAGGUGGGGUUGUGUGAGCGCUGCUCCAGCUGCAGCUGGGAAUUCUGCUCUGGAGAGCUGGGAAUUGAGCUCUGGGAUCAACUUCAACUUCCUGAAGGGUGGCUGUGGUGAGCUGGGGGUCGGCCUCUUUCUCCGGGUGACAACAGCCAGAACAAGAGGACCCAGUCUCAAGCUGCGCCAAGGGAGAUGCAAGUUAGAAUUAAGAAGGAAAUAUUUCACAGAAAGAGUGGUCACAUACUGGAAUCAUCUACCCAGUGAGGUGGUGGAGUCAUCAUCCCUCGAGGAGCUCAAAAAAAGACUGGAUGUGGCACUUGCUGCCAUGAUCUAGUUGAACAGUUAGAACAUGGGCUGGACUUGAUGAUCUUAUAGGUCUCUUCCAGUCUUGAACUUCUGUGAUUCUGUGAUUCUGUCACUGCCAUCCUCGUCCCUGGGAUGUCCCCAGCCCUGUGGGGCCACCAGCAGUGAGGUCACCCCCAGCUGUUCCCAUUCCUGGGGAAUCUGCCGGUGCCGGAGCGGAUGUGGAGUCACCAUCCUGAGAGACAGAGGCUUCCUGAUUGGAAAAUAAAAGCUCCAGAUUUUUUUGUGGGC
This is a messenger RNA of Melospiza melodia melodia, 4509 nucleotides long. RefSeq names its product kelch domain containing 8A (gene KLHDC8A). The coding region runs from base 435 to 1487 and encodes 350 amino acids. Lineage: Eukaryota; Metazoa; Chordata; Aves; Passeriformes; Passerellidae. The record is from RefSeq and is a predicted model, not a curated record. Gene Ontology annotation, molecular function: protein binding. The transcript is spliced from 7 exons.